AUAGUCAUACAGUUGCACAAGUAAUUUCUUAAAGAAACUUGCAAGAACAUCAGGAGCUUAAUUGAAAUGUAUGUGACAAGGCCUAUCUCCCUAUACAGGAGUCAUCCCGAUUUGCUUUGUACACCACCAGUUGAAGGACCAGGUUCUGGGUAUCUAUUACUUGAGGGUGAAGAUGAUGUCCGCUCAUAUCUUAAUGACAAGCUUAAGGACUUGCCUUUUCCUCAAAAUAAGGUCCUCACAGUCAGUUAUACUUAUUCAUCCGGCGGACCAGGUGGUAGUUCUACUGAGAAGAAUAAGGCCUUGUUCAUACCAAUCAUCAAUCAGCCCUUGUCUUCCAACUGUUACUAUGUAAUCAUGGCAGAUAACAACAACGACAAAGGGUUAGCAUGUAAAAGUGCGAAAGAGGAAGAUAGGGAACCGGCGUGCUGUUUGUAUCGCGGUCAUAUUUCAGAUGAAGUGCCAAAACAACUCGACCCCCACAACAUACGUCAGGUGUUUGAGAUAUUCAAGAUAAAGAGUGGCCGUUUUAGUGCUAGGUCUGUUGAUCCUUAAGGUUGUCCUCCCACGUUCUUGAGGAGAAAAGGGUGGCGGAUCAAAACCUUAAAGCCCAAGAUUAAGAUAAGUGAGGCGGAUGGUCUUAACUCCAUACUUCAGUCUCAGCUGCCAGAUUUUAAUUUCCCGUUAUCUAUGGAGCAUUCACAGCCCAGGACUGUUGGAAAAUGGUAUUGUCCUUUCAUGUUUGUUGUGGAGGGGUCCGUGAAGGAACAAAUGGGAAGAUCAACGUUCUAUGAAAUGACAUUACAACAGCAAUGGGAGAGGAUAUAUUCAUGCAGAAGAGAACAAGUGGGAGGUGAUCAUUCAGUGUGUGUACGGGUUGUACUUCCUACUGAACUUGUCAAGAUAUGUUGGAUGGAUGCUGUUUCUGAAAGAGAUGAGGCUCGCAACAUAAUGUGGUUUUGGGUUAUGAGUGAGUUUGGAUUGCAAACAAGGAUAGGACUAAGUUUGGUGAUAGUAGAAAGAAUGAUGUGGGAGCAAGAAAGAGUAGGGUGGGUUAGUGGUAACCAAAAGAAGCAAGUGAUGGUUGCUAGAACAGAGGCAUAUACCGGAGCAGAUUUGUGGAAAAAGCUCAGUUGUUAUGUGCUCGUUGAACGGUUUGUGCUGAAAAGAUUAGAUGGAAGCUUAGUGUUAACUUAUGAGUUCAAGCAUACUCAUAACAUCAGAUGCAAAUGGGAAUGAAUGAAUCUACUUCACUAAACUUAUUCAAGAGGAUAUGUUCAGUGUUAUGUGUUUGGUGAAUGGCGGGUGUGACAGACGUACUGUGAAUAAUUGUUGUUUCUCCAACUGUAAAGUGUAAAUAUAGUACCUUCAUUGAUUUUAAGUACUGGUAUGUGUAAAUAUAUGUGCAAAUAAAUUUUGGUUUUAUUGAUAGUUUCAACUUCUGGUGCUUUUUUAUACUGAUGUACCUAUUCUUUUCCUUUGAGGAAUGGCUUUUAGUCUUGGAUAUUGGGGAAAUUGUUCAACUCCAAUGUGCAGACUAUGAAAGAUGAAAUUGUGUUCAGAGUGCAAAAUCAACAGAAAAGUUAAAGAGUACUAAAGGUUCCUGUUUCCAUGGUCUGAAAGUGGUAAAAGAUGUACAUGUUCUUAUCUAAAGAAACACCUACAACCCAUGAGGACUUCUCAGCAUCAUCUUGUGUGAUUUUGUAAGCCAAUGACUACUGACUCUGGACAAAAAGGGAUUAUUAAUUUACGAGUUACACGGUGCAAGCUUAGAAUGUCAGAGAAUUGUAAUCAAAGUUCAUUUGUGAACUUUCCUUCAGGUUGUACAGCAAGA
This is a messenger RNA of Spinacia oleracea (spinach), 1831 nucleotides long. RefSeq lists its product as uncharacterized. NCBI's taxonomy places the organism in Eukaryota, Viridiplantae, Streptophyta, Magnoliopsida, Caryophyllales, Amaranthaceae. The record is from RefSeq and is a predicted model, not a curated record. Bases 67 to 552 code for a protein of 161 amino acids. The transcript has 2 exons.